AUGGCCAACACUACUCAACCGAAGCGCCAACUGCACCUCACGGCCUUCAUGCGGCCCGUAUCAUUGCACACAGGAGCCUGGCGCUUUCCCAACUCCUACCCUGACGCCAACUUCAACAUCAAACACAUAACAAACUUUGCCCAAAAGCUUGAAGCCGCCAAAUUCGAUGCCUUCUUCAUGGCGGACCACCUCGCCGUGCUGAACAUGCCCGUUGAAGCUCUGAAGCGCAGCCACACAGUGACCUCCUUCGAGCCGUUCACUCUACUCUCCGCGCUCUCGUCCGUGACAGAGAAGAUCGGGCUCGCUGCCACAGCGAGUACGACAUACGACCUGCCGUACCAUGUUGCGCGACGCUUCGCCAGCCUCGACCACCUGAGCAACGGGCGUGCAGCGUGGAAUAUAGUGACGACGGGAAAUCCAGAGUCGAGCCAUAACUUCGGGUUCGAUGAACACAUGGCCCAUGGCGAUCGAUACAAGCGCGCGCGGGAGUUUUACGAGGUCGUAACGGGGUUAUGGGACAGUUUCGCCGACGAUGCGUUUACUCGCAACGUCGAGACGGGGCAGUACUUCGAUCCGGCGAAGAUGCAUGUACUCAACCAUGUUGGUGAGGAGUUGAAGGUGCGAGGCCCGCUGAAUAUUGCGCGGCCGCCACAGGGCUGGCCGGUUAUCGUGCAGGCUGGGCAGAGCGAGCCCGGGCGGCAGCUUGCGGCUGAGACGGCGGAGGUGGUGUUCUGUAGUCCGAAGGAUAUCGAUGGUGCGAAGGCGCUUUAUGCGGAUAUCAAGAACCGGGCUGAGAAGGCUGGUCGCAGCCGGGAACACCUGAAGAUCUUGCCUGCGGCGAUGAUUAUCGUCGGGGAUAGCAAGGAGGAUGCGCAGGAGAAGCGGCUGAAGCUGGAUAGCCUGGUUCACUAUGACAGCGCCAUUGCGUCGUUGUCCAUCGCGCUCGGGGUGGAUGCUGCUGGCUUUGAUCCGGACGGACCACUGCCGACGGACCUGCCGGAGACGAAUGCAAGCAAGACGAGCAGGGAGGGUGUUGAGCGGCUGGCUAAGCAGGAGGGGCUGACUGUUCGCCAACUUGCGCAGCGGUAUGGCGGAUACUCUGGGCUGGCGUUCCUCGGCUCGCCUGGUGAUAUCGCGGAGGAGAUGGAGACGUGGUUAAGGGAAGAGGCCUCGGAUGGGUUUACGUGCACGUUUCCCUUCUUGCCUCAGGGUCUGGAAGAGGUGACCGAUAGACUGGUCCCGGAGCUGCAGCGAAGAGGUCUGUUUCGCAAGGAGUAUGCGGGCUCGACGCUGCGGGAGCACUUUGGUCUGCCGAGGCCGGAGAAUCGAUUCUUUAGCAAGACGGCCUAA
Molecule: messenger RNA, 1350 nt
Organism: Penicillium lagena
Lineage: Eukaryota; Fungi; Ascomycota; Eurotiomycetes; Eurotiales; Aspergillaceae
Product: LLM class flavin-dependent oxidoreductase
Exons: 1
Coding region: 1-1350 (449 amino acids)
Molecular function (GO): oxidoreductase activity, acting on paired donors, with incorporation or reduction of molecular oxygen; monooxygenase activity
Source: RefSeq, a predicted model, not a curated record